UGGGGGAGGAGCCUGUGACGUCAUUGCUGCUCAGGCACGACGGGCGGGGAAGGAAAAAGGAAGCUGUGCCGCCGAGGACUGUCCGCAGCAAAAGUUCCAAAGUUGGUGUGCGUGAAGGCCCAGGAGAGGAUCGGAAUGCAGGGGAGGAAGACCUGAAGACCCCGAGAUGUCGUCCAACCUGGACUCCAGCCUGACCAGCAUCGACUGGCUGCCCCGGCUGGGCGUCAGCAGCCUGCGCUCGGGGCGAGAGAGAGCAGGGGGGGAGAGGGACAGGGGGCGGGACGUCCUGCACGCCACCCCCGCCAACCCCAGGGGCAAGCCCCCCCACAGCUACGCCACCCUCAUCGCCAUGGCGAUCAGUGCCGCCCCUGACCGGCAGCUGAGCCUGAACGACAUCUACACCUGGAUCAGUGACACCUUCCCCUACUACAGCCGCACCUGUCGAGGGUGGAAGAACUCCAUUCGACACAAUCUGUCGCUUAACAAAUGCUUCCGGAAGGUUCCUCGUCCCCACAACGACCCUGGCAAGGGCUCCUAUUGGACAAUGGACGGACCCGCUGCGGCCAAUCACGUCAGGGCAUCGAAGCGUUCUUACCCAGAGGAGGAAGCGGACAGGAUUCAGGUCCCAGCAAGAGGCCCGUCUCCUGGCCCUCCUUGCCACGAAGAAGACAAUGCGCCGAAAGAAGCCUCCUUAGCUCCUCCCCCUUGCAAGCAAGCGUACACGCCAUCUCCUGCCCCCCCUCUCUCCACUGCCAACGCUUCUUCAACAUUUCCCGGCCAAUCGGGACCGGCGCGGCCCCCGACUUCCUCCUCCAGCGCCCCGGCGCUCACCUUUCCCGCCGCGGCUCCGCCCCCUCCCGCCCCUUUGACCGGCCCCCCCGGGACCUCGACUGACCCCCCGCUGAGAUUCACCUUCGACGAGAUGCCCGACCUGUACGCCUCCUUUAAGUCUCUUUUCAGAAGUAUCAGGGGGAGGAGGAGCUCACAAGGGGAUGUGGCGACGGUGCCCACUAGCGACAACACUCCACUUCACACCCCGGUCCUCCUUCUCGCGUCUCCUCACCACACACCUGCACCACCACCUGCAGAAGCAGCAGCACCUGCAGCAGCAGCGCCACCUGCUGACACACGUGUCAAACAAUACACGGUGCCGCCUGAUUGGCUGAGCAACACGGAGUCUCUGAAGGAGAGUUUCCGCAUGGCCAGCGGUCUGGACUGGGCCAACAUGGACCUGUCAGCUCACCCAGACCUGCUGGAGAGCAUGCGGCAGGCCGAACUCUGUGAUUGGGCGCUGGACCCGGCCCUCUUCACCUCCCUCUGCGACUCCCUCAACCGCUUCUUCACCCAGAAGGGCCUGGUCACUUCCCCGCUGGCCAAUCACGCGCCUGCGCCCUCGUCCUUCCACUUCCCCCCCGCCGCCUGGUCGCCCUCACCCCGCCGACCUCUGCACAACCUUCAACGACCUUCACACACGCAGCACACACACAUGGCCGCUGGGAUGCAGCCUCAACCCACCACACCACGGCAGCAUCCUCCUCUCAAGAGUCUCCACAGCAACAGCGAGGAGUUCCAGGAUGACUUUGACUGGGAUUCUCUCCUGGGCUGACCCACACCUUCUGCACCACCAACAGCAGGGGCGCCUGCCCUUCUUCCACUGAGGGCCACAGACUGACAAAUUAAAGCAUUCAGGAGCCAUUUGGGUAUUUUUCCUCAGUCAGUACGAUAUAUGUUCAAAGAACUAGAAAUCGCAAUUUCAUGUGAAUGCUGAAGAGCCAAAGCCGAGCUGAAAUGCUAACAGUUAGCACACUGGCAACAGAGCCUCAGCUAAUACAAACUAUGAGCAAAAUGAGUUAUCUAACAUGCCAACAAUGGCAUGCGUACAGUUAGCAUUAGUGAAAUACCAAAAUAUGACACUCAGGUGAGUUAGCUAAAAAUGCAAGCUAAAAUGCUAACUGUAACAUGCAUUAAAUACCAAAAUAAAUCAAUGUUUAAAAUGCUGACAUGCUAACAUUAACAUUUAUCACGUAAUAAAUAAUAUGACUGAGGUAUAUACCUAAAAAAUUUGCUUAAAAUGAAAAAAAGAUAGCACGCUGGUUAGGAUGCUAAAAUGCUAAUUGUAACAUGCGUUAAGUAGCAACGUGUUACUCCGAGGUUUAAGAUACUGGCAUGCUAACAAUAGCAUGCAUAAAGUACCAAAAUAUGACUGAGGUGUAUACAGACAAAAUUUGCUUAAAAAAACUAGCAUACCAACAUUUAACACGUCAGCAGGUAUCAUUUGUCAAGUGACAAAAUAUUUGACGCUGAGGUGUAUACCUGCGAAAUUAGCUAAAAAAAAAAAGCUGGCAUGCUAACAGGUAUCAUGCGCCAACAACAUUUUUGACACUGCAUUGUUAACCUGCGAAAUUAGCGAGAAAAGCUAACAUAUUAAAAUCAACGUGCUUAGAGGUACACAUGCAAAAUUUGCUAAAAAGCUUAGAAUUGUGCAAAAAAAUUUGCCACGGGCCGCACUUUGGACCCCUCGAUCAAGUCUUCUAAAUACCACCGCUCAUUCCCCAGUGUGUCGGACUUUACAAAACGACGUCGUCAAGGAAAAUAAAAUAUACAUUUAUUCUUGUCACAUUAUUGUACUCUGCAGCAUUAAAAAUUGCAAAUGGGAUAAGGACAAUAAAAAGUACAGCACAAGCAUGAAACCAUU
This is a messenger RNA of Nerophis ophidion (straightnose pipefish), 2695 nucleotides long. RefSeq names its product forkhead box J2 (gene foxj2). Gene Ontology annotation, molecular function: RNA polymerase II cis-regulatory region sequence-specific DNA binding; DNA-binding transcription factor activity, RNA polymerase II-specific. The coding region runs from base 167 to 1606 and encodes 479 amino acids. Gene Ontology annotation, cellular component: nucleus. Gene Ontology annotation, biological process: regulation of transcription by RNA polymerase II. The transcript has 10 exons. Lineage: Eukaryota; Metazoa; Chordata; Actinopteri; Syngnathiformes; Syngnathidae. The record is from RefSeq and is a predicted model, not a curated record.